This is a messenger RNA of Gracilinanus agilis (Agile Gracile Mouse Opossum), 3033 nucleotides long. RefSeq names its product inositol polyphosphate-4-phosphatase type I A (gene INPP4A). Bases 1 to 2922 code for a protein of 973 amino acids. The record is from RefSeq and is a predicted model, not a curated record. NCBI's taxonomy places the organism in Eukaryota, Metazoa, Chordata, Mammalia, Didelphimorphia, Didelphidae. Gene Ontology annotation, cellular component: cytoplasm. Gene Ontology annotation, molecular function: phosphatidylinositol-3,4-bisphosphate 4-phosphatase activity. The transcript is spliced from 24 exons.
AUGACAGCAAGAGAACACAGCCCACGUCAUGGCUCCAAGUCCCGUUCUGUACAGCGGGCCUCAACUAUUGAUGUUACCACUGACAUGGUGGGACUAUCUCUGGCAGGAAACAUCCAAGAUCCAGACGAGCCCAUAUUAGAAUUCAGCUUGGCUUGCAGUGAGCUGCAUACUCCAUCGCUAGAUCGAAAACCAAAUAGUUUUGUAGCAGUGAGUGUAACAACACCUCCCCAGGCAUUCUGGACAAAGCAUGCACAGACAGAGAUCAUAGAGGGAACUAACAAUCCUAUAUUUCUAAGCAGUAUCGCCUUCUUUCAAGACUCCCUUAUCAAUCAGAUGACACAAAUCAAACUAUCUGUUUAUGAUGUCAAAGAUAGAUCUCAGGGAACAAUGUAUUUACUGGGUUCUGGGACGUUCAUUGUCAAAGAUCUACUCCAGGAGAAAUACCAUAGGUUGCAUUUAACACUAAGGUCUGCUGAAAAUGAUCGUGUAGGCAACAUCACAGUCAUAGGAUGGCAAAUGGAAGAGAAAUCAGACCAGCGGCCUCCUGUAACGCGGUCACCUGAUACAGUUAAUGGGAGGACUGUUCUGCCAGUGGAUGAAAGCUUGACAGAGUCAUUAGGAAUCCGAUCCAAAUAUGCUUCUUUGCGGAAAGAUUCAUUACUUAAAUCAGUGUUUGGUGGUGCCAUCUGUAGAAUGUACCGUUUCCCAACAACCGAGGGGAAUCACCUAAGGAUCUUGGAGCAGAUGGCUGAAAGUGUCCUCUCCCUCCAUGUUCCGAGACAGUUUGUAAAACUCCUUCUAGAAGAAGAUGCAGCAAGGGUUUGUGAAUUGGAAGAAUUGGGAGAACUCUCUCCUUGCUGGGAAAGUCUGCGUCGACAAAUUGCUACUCAGUACCAAACUAUAAUACUAACUUACCAGGAAAACCUAACUAAUUUACAUCAGUACAAAGGCCCCUCAUUUAAGGCAAGCAGUUUGAAAGCUGAUAAAAAAUUGGAAUUUGUACCCACAAAUUUGCACAUACAGAGAAUGCGAGUCCAAGAUGAUGGAGCAUCAGAUCAGAACUAUGAUAUCAUAACCAUAGGAGCAGCCGCGGCACAUUGCCAAGGCUUCAAGUCAGGGGGUCUUCGGAAACGACUGCACAAAUUUGAAGAGACCAAGAAACAUUAUGAGGAAUGUUGUACCUCGCCCAGCUGCCAAUCAAUAAUAUACGCACCACAGGAUAUCAUCAGAGCAAAGGAGAUUAUUGCCCAGAUCAACACCUUAAAAACCCAAGUCAGUUACUAUGCUGAGAGGCUCUCUAGGGCAGCCAAGGACAGAUCAGCUAAUGGCCUUGAAAGGACGCUUGCCAUUUUAGCAGAUAAGACAAGACAACUGAUUACUGUCUGUGACUGUAAAUUGCUGGCUAAUUCAAUACAUGGACUAAACGCUGCUAGACCUGAUUACAUUGCCUCGAAAGCAUCUCCCACCUCAACUGAGGAGGAGCAGGUGAUGCUCAGGAAUGAUCAAGACACUCUUGUGGCAAAGUACACGGGAAGAAAUAGUCGAUCUCUCCAUGCAGACUGGCAUGAGGCAGAAUGGGAAAAAGUUUGGUUGAAUGUCGACAAAAGCCUAGAGUGCAUCAUCCAGAGAGUUGACAAACUUCUCCAGAAAGAGCGAUUGCAUAGCGAGAGCUGUGAGGAUGUUUUCCAGUGUGAUGUCAGCGGGCCGAGUAAGAAAGGUAAUCGGGAUAAUCGAGCCUAUUGGAUAAAACCGGAAUCCUCACAUGACAUCUCAUCAUGCUCCCUCUCCAUGCCAUCUGCUGCCUUCCAUUCUCAUUGGAGCACAAAUAGCAGCCCCCCUCCUGAAGAAUCCAGCCCAGGUGAAUGGAGUGAGGCUCUUUACCCUUUGCUGACGACACUCACAGAUUGCGUAGCCAUGAUGAGUGACAAGGCCAAGAAAGCAAUGGUUUUCCUGUUAAUGCAGGACAGCGCUCCAACAAUAGCUAUGUACCUGAAGCUCCAGUAUCGCAGGGAUGUUGUCUUCUGCCAAACUCUGACUGCACUAAUUUGUGGGUUCAUCCUCAAGCUAAGGAACUGCCUCCAUGAUGAUGGUUUCCUGCGGCAACUCUACACCAUUGGAUUAUUAGCCCAAUUUGAAAGUCUCCUCAGUACCUAUGGUGAGGAGUUGGCCAUGUUAGAGGACAUGAGCCUGGGAAUUAUGGACUUGAGGAAUGUAACCUUUAAAGUAACGCAGGCCACAUCAAAUUCAUCAACAGACAUGCUCCCUGUAAUCACAGGAAAUCGUGAUGGAUUUAAUGUGAGGAUUCCAUUGCCAGGCACGCUCUUUGAUGUGCUCCCCCGGGAGAUUCAGAGUGGCAUGCUUCUAAGAGUUCAACCUGUCCUGUUCAAUGUGGGGAUUAAUGAGCAACAAACUUUGGCAGAGAGGUUUGGAGACACAUCUUUGCAAGAAAUUAUAAAUGUGGAGAGUUUGGUGAGAUUAAAUUCUUACUUUGAGCAAUUCAAGGAAGUUUUACCUGAUGAUUGUCUACCUCGAUCUCGUAGUCAAACGUGCCUGCCUGAGCUGUUGCGGUUCCUGGGACAGAAUGUACAUGCCAGGAAGAAUAAGAAUGUGGAUAUUCUCUGGCAAGCUGCUGAGGUGUGCCGAAGACUCAAUGGAGUCCGAUUUACCAGCUGCAAGAGUGCCAAGGACAGGACAGCUAUGUCCGUGACUCUGGAGCAAUGUCUGAUCCUGCAGCACGAACAUGGAAUGGCUCCCCAGGUCUUCACCCAGGCUCUGGAUUGCAUGAGGAGUGAGGGUUGUCGGCGAGAAAAUACAAUGAAGAAUGUUGGAUGUCGCAAGUAUGCAUUUAAUUCCCUGCAGCUGAAGGCUUUCCCAAGGCAUUACAGGCCACCAGAAGGAACAUAUGGAAAAGUUGAAACAUAAAUAUACUGUGUCCUCUAAUUAGCUGUUACACAAUAUAUGUGGGUACACUCUAGUUGAAUUCUUCAUGAAGACCAGAAUUUUUUUUUGGAACAUUUCACCCUAGAUUCUAUU